CGCUUCGAGCUGCCAGCUAACCGCCAACCCUUCAACUGCAGUGUUGCUGAGUGGACGCGGCUACAGCGCCCCCUGUGGUAUCCAGGGUGUACUGCAACUAGGGACAACUGUCUACAAUUUGUUGCAAUGCAAAGUUCAUGCAGUACCUCUUCCACACCAGGGGGGCGCUGUUUAAUAAACCCAUUGUUAACGAGCCGACCAGUCAGUUCCUCUUCUGCCUUCCUCUGCUUUGUUUUCAUCGAAGACAAAUUGGAUGGUCAACCAAAAGUGAACACUGAGUUUUUCCAAACAAAAUAAGGCAUACUUAUAAAUGAUAAAUUGACGCGGUAUCUUUAUUUAAACGUUAUUUUUCCUUCGUAUGAUUUUUUGAAAGAGAUUAAACAAAUUAAAAGUACACAGUUGUAAUUAAACGCCCAAGGUGUUUAGUUAAACUCUGUGAAGGUUUUUGUUAGCCCAUAGAUUAAGUUUACACAUGGACAGCAGCUACUUUCUCUCCUGGCUAAUGGUCUGAUAAAACGUUGUGAUUUAAGCGUUUGAGGCCUUCAUAUUCAUCAUGUUGAAAUCCAAAACCUUCGUCAAGAAGACCCGGUCUGGUGGGGUGAUGAAGAUAGUGCGUGAGCAUUACCUGAGAGAUGAUAUUUGGUGCGGGAGCGAAGUCUGCACUGAAUGCAAACAGGAGUCCACGGUGCUUCAGAGAGACGCGUGUUUAGAGAGCAGUCUGUGCUCCUAUCCUCACUAUCUGGUCCCUGACACCAAUGUGGUGCUGCAUCAGAUUGACGUGCUGGAAGAUCCUGUGAUUCGUAAUGUUAUUAUCCUUCAGACGGUGCUGCAGGAGGUUCGCCACCGCAGCGCACCGGUCUAUAAACGCCUGAAGGACAUUAUACAUGAAAAAGAGAAGCACUUCUACACCUUUACCAACGAACACCACAGGGAGACAUUUAUUGAACGUGAACCAGGAGAGAGUGCAAAUGAUCGUAAUGAUCGCGCAAUCCGUGUGGCAACAACCUGGUACUGCAAGCAUCUGAAGACAUCCAAGUCUGAUGCAGAGGGGCUCAAGGUGGUCCUCCUCACCAAUGACACCGGGAACAAGCAGAAGGCUGAAGAGAAGGGCCUGCUGGUGUUAAAAUGUGAAGAAUACAUCAAGAGUCUGAUAGCGAACCCUGAGCUUGUUGAUCGCCUGGCUUUGUCCAAUGAUGACAAGAAUGAUAUCACAAGCAGUAAGGUGCUAUUCCCGGAGCAUCUUCCCCUGUCCAGGAUCCAGGCAGGAAUUAAGAGCGGCACCUUCCUCCAGGGCACAUUCAGGGCCAGCAGGGACAACUAUCUGGAGGCCUCAGUCUUUGUGCAGGGAGAGGGGGAAGAGAGCACAGAGGUUCUCAUCCAGGGUCUUCAGAACCUCAACAGAGCAGUCUACCAAGAUGUUGUUGCCGUGCAGCUUUUGCCGCGUAAUCAGUGGGUGGCGCCCUCUUCAGUUGUGCUGCAAGACGAAGGCGCUGCAAAGGAUGAUGAGGCUGAAGAAGAAGAGGAGGAGAAGGCAUUGAGGAUAUCAGCAGCUGAAGCAGCCAGAAAGCCCACAGGCAAAGUUGUUGGAAUCAUCAAACGGAGCUGGAGGCCGUUCUGUGGCAUGCUCAAUGCAUCCCAGAUUAAAGAGUCAACCCGGCAUCUCUUCACCCCAGCAGACCGCCGUAUUCCUCGCAUCCGCAUCGAAACACGGCAGGCAGCCACACUGGCCGGUCAGAGAAUCAUGGUGGCCAUCGACGGCUGGCCCAAACACUCCAGAUAUCCAAAUGGUCACUUUGUGCGCAGUCUGGGGAGUGCAGGGGACAAGGAAACAGAGCAGGAGGUUCUUCUUUUAGAGCAUGACGUCCCCCACCAGGCCUUCUCUCAGGCUGUGCUCAGUUUCCUUCCCAAGAUGCCUUGGGGCAUCACACCAGAGGACAUGGCAAAGAGAGAGGACCUGAGGCAUCUGACAGUGUGCAGCGUGGACCCUCCUGGCUGUACAGACAUAGACGAUGCUCUUCAUUGUAGAGAGCUGGAUAAUGGAAACCUUGAGGUGGGCGUUCACAUUGCUGAUGUUAGCCACUUCAUCAGACCUGGUAACGCUAUGGACAAAGAGGCUGCAAACCGAGGCACCACUGUGUACCUGUGUGGCAAAAGGAUAGACAUGGUCCCUGAGCUACUCAGCUCUAAUCUUUGCUCUCUACGCUCCAAUGUGGAAAGGCUUGCUUUCUCGUGUAUCUGGGAAAUGAACCAGCAGGCUGAAAUUAUCAAGACCCGCUUCACAAAAAGCGCCAUAAACUCAAAGGCUUCUCUGACAUAUGCCGAGGCCCAGAUGAGGAUCGACGACACCAGCAAGAACGAUGAUAUCACCAAGAGCCUCCGAGGUCUCAACAAACUUGCUAAAGUCCUCAAAAGACGGAGGAUAGAGAAUGGGGCGUUGACACUGUCAUCCUUGGAGGUCCGUUUCCACAUAGACAGUGAAACCCACGACCCCAUUGACCUCCAGACCAAAGAGCUCAUGGAGACAAACUCCAUGGUAGAGGAGUUCAUGUUGCUGGCAAAUAUUUCUGUUGCCCAGAAGAUCUAUGAUGAAUUUCAAGACUGCGCUAUUCUGAGGAAACAUCCAGCCCCGCCUCCAUCCAACUACGACAUCCUACUGAAGGCUGCAAAAUCUAAGGAGGUUGAGAUCCACACGGACUCAGCGAAGGCCCUGGCUGACUCCCUUGAUGUGGCCAAAGUGGACGGCUUCCCCUACUUUAACACGUUACUGCGUAUCCUGGCCACUCGCUGCAUGAUGCAGGCUGUCUACUUUUGUUCCGGCAUGGACAGCGAUUUCCACCACUAUGGUCUCGCUACACCCAUUUACACACACUUCACAUCACCUAUUAGAAGGUACGCAGAUAUAAUCGUGCACCGCCUGCUGGCAGUGGCCAUCGGAGCAGACAGCACCUACCCAGAUUUGAUGGACAAACAUAAACAGUCAGCUCUCUCCAACAACCUCAACUACAGACAUAAAAUGUCUCAGUAUGCACAGAGGGCGUCUGUGGCCUUCCACACACAGUUGUUCUUCAAGAGCAGAGGCAUCCUGAAUGAAGAGGGAUUUGUUCUGUUUGUGAGGAAGAAUGCAAUCAUUGUUCUCAUCCCAAAGUUUGGUCUGGAGGGAACAGUCUUCUUUGACAGCAAAGACAAGGCCGGCCCAAACCUUGUUUUUGAUGAAGAGGGCCCCUCUCUGAUGGUAGAGCAGCACACCUUCCACAUAUUUGACAGAGUGAAGGUCACCAUCAGCCUGGACAGCUCCAACAUUCAGCAUCAGAAGAUUCGCAUGGCUCUGAUUGAACCUGUGAUUCCUGGUGUGAGUGUUCCAGUCCCAGAAGUUGAACCUCAGGCCAAGAAACCAAAACUGGACCGUUGAAACAGAAAGAGGCAGAGUAAUUCCUCCAACCUGCUGAACCUCCAUAUUGAGUAACAGAAGUCUACAAAAGAACCACGAUGGACUGUUUCAUACAAUUAUAAGCAUAUUAGCCUUUUAAUAAAGGUUUCAGUGAAGCCACUCUGCUCUUUUACUCAUUUAAUGCAUUCUAGAAGACCUGAUGGUUUAUAUUUAGGGAGAGGUGCAAGUCAUAAAUGCAGUCUGUCAAAUAAGUGUUAAAGGUGACUCAAUCAUUAAAGUGUUUUGACCUA
Molecule: messenger RNA, 3678 nt
Organism: Notolabrus celidotus (New Zealand spotty)
Lineage: Eukaryota; Metazoa; Chordata; Actinopteri; Labriformes; Labridae
Gene: dis3
Product: DIS3 exosome endoribonuclease and 3'-5' exoribonuclease
Exons: 21
Coding region: 554-3409 (951 amino acids)
Biological process (GO): rRNA catabolic process
Cellular component (GO): nuclear exosome (RNase complex); cytoplasmic exosome (RNase complex)
Molecular function (GO): endonuclease activity; 3'-5'-RNA exonuclease activity; RNA binding
Source: RefSeq, a predicted model, not a curated record